Molecule: messenger RNA, 3529 nt
Organism: Corylus avellana
Lineage: Eukaryota; Viridiplantae; Streptophyta; Magnoliopsida; Fagales; Betulaceae
Gene: GTL1
Product: GT-2-like 1
Source: RefSeq, a predicted model, not a curated record
UCUCUCUCUCUCUCUUAAUCAUCAUAAUCCUCAUAAUCGUCAUCUCCAUUCAUUUCUCUCUCUCUCUCUCUCUACAUUUAUCUCUUUCCCCCACAGCCCAUUUCUUCUCUUUUCUCUGAGUCAUUUUUGCAGGGCAGGGCAGGGCAGGCCAGUGCAGUGCAGUGCAGUUGAUGAUGAUGAUGAUUAUGCUCGUCUGCUUAUCUUCUCUUUCUUCUUUACUGCUUGCUUUAUUUUCCUUGAAUCUUAUUUUAUUUUAGCUUGCUUUUGGUUUCAAAUUUAAGAGUUAUAAACAAAGGAAUAAAGAUCAAAUCUGAAGGCCAGCACUAACUCAUAGAAAUUCACUUUCUGGCUUUCAUCUUUCCAGUUGUCUACUGUCCUCUUUAUUUCCAUUCUUGACAUCUCACAACCCCCACCUUUCACCACAACUUCUCUUUGCUCCCUCUCUCUCUCUCUCUAUUCUGACCACCACCACCUCCACGAGCAGAAGCCACGUCCCCUCCUCUCAUCACGAGUGAGUAAGUGAACGAGGGAGGAAGGAAGGUGAGAGAAAUCAAGUGGAUUGUAUACAAGACGGUGAAGAAGAUCCAGUGGAUCAUUUGCCGCUACUUGUAGCGCUAGAACAAUCUGUAUUAAAGAACUCGGAAAUCAAGGCACAAGUGGAGGGUAUUCGAUUGAGAAAUUAAAGAUGCAACAAGGAGGAGGAGGAGGAGGAGACUCUAAAUCCGAGAUGAGUGCUCCUGCCUUGGCUGCUGCUGCUGCAACCGGUCAGCCGAUGGGUACGGAAAGUGGACAAGCCCAGCUAGUAGAAGCGGCCUCGCCCAUCAGCAGCCGGCCUCCUGCCUCGGCCGCUGUGAAUUUGGAUGAACUGAUGCCUCUACAGGGCGGGACUGCAGAUGAGGAUGCACUUGCCGCCGCUGCAGGGGAGGGAGGAGCUAUUGGCGGCGGGAAUCGGUGGCCUCGUCAAGAGACUCUAGCUCUUCUCAGAAUUAGGUCCGAGAUGGACGCUGUCUUCUGUGACGCUACCCUCAAAGGUCCCCUCUGGGAAGAUGUUUCUAGGAAGCUAGCGGAGUUGGGAUACAAACGGAGUGCCAAGAAAUGCAAGGAAAAAUUUGAGAACGUCCACAAGUAUUACAAGCGAACAAAGGAAGGCCGAGCUGGUCGUCAAGAUGGGAAAAGCUACAAAUUCUUCAGCGAGCUUGAGGCUCUCCAUAGCUCAGCUGCCAGUAGCAGCGCCACCGGCAAUAACGCUUCAGCGUCCUUCCUAGCGCCGCCCGUGACAACUACUACCAUCAACCCAGUGAUUUCUCCUGUUUCCACUGGGAUCGGCAUCGGCGGCUUUAUCAGCAACGCCAUGCCAAUCUCCUCUAUCAGAGUUCCCCACGCCCCUCCAGGUGUCGGAAUGUUUCCUCCUGAUCCGAGUGCGGCAGUUAUUGCACCAUCAGCAGCAGCAGCAGCAGCAGCGCCCCCGCCAACAGGUAUCAGCUUCUCAUCGAAUAGCUCCUCGUCUUCUCCGGGCUCCGAUGAUGAGGAGGAAAGCCUAGAAGGGGAGCCAUCUAACGUAGGUAGCAGCCGCAAGCGUAAACGGGGGUCAUCAAGAGCCGGCAGCGGUUCUGGCACCCGUAGGAUGAUGGAGUUUUUCGAGAAUCUAAUGAAACAGGUAAUGUACAAACAAGAAGUGAUGCAGCAAAGAUUUCUAGAGGUAAUAGAGAAGAGAGACCAAGACAGAAUGAUAAGGGAAGAAGCUUGGAAGAGGCAAGAGAUGGCUAGGCUGGCCCGCGAGCACGAGCUCAUGGCUCAGGACCGGGCCAUCUCUGCUUCUAGGGAUGCCGCUAUAGUUGCUUUUCUACAAAAAAUUACUGGCCAAACCGUCCAAUUACCUACCCCUACUACUGUAACCAAUAUUCCUGCUGCCCCACCACCGACUGUGCCAGCGGCUCCAACGCCAACGCCGCCGCCACCACCGCCACCGUCACAACAACAUCAUCAUUAUCAACAACGGGUCCACCAACGUUCUCCUCAAAAUGCUCAAGUAGUAAUGGCCAUCCCAGAACAACAGGUACCCCCACAGGAUACGAGUGGUGGAGGAGGGAUGUUUGAAGCAACUUCCUCGAGAUGGCCCAAGGCAGAGGUUCUUGCACUCAUAAGCUUGAGGAGCGGGCUUGAACCGAGGUACCAAGAGGCAGGGCCCAAGGGCCCACUUUGGGAAGAAAUUUCUUCAGGGAUGUUGCGGAUUGGCUAUAAGAGGAGUGCCAAGAGAUGCAAGGAAAAAUGGGAGAACAUUAAUAAGUACUACAAGAAGGUAAAGGAAAGCAACAAGAAACGCCCCGAAGAUGCCAAAACCUGCCCUUACUUUCACCAGCUAGAUGCUCUUUAUCGGAAAAAAAUACUUGGCGCGUCUAGCAGUGGUGGAAGCGGCAGCGGCAACAACACUUGUUUUAACCAGAAUAGGCCAGAACAGCAACAAGAGAACGUCAAAUUGGAUCCACGCGAUGCCCCGGCAAUUAUGCCAAUACCAGAACCGCAAGAAGCGCUUGCUAGUACUCAUGAAUUAGAAAACCAAAACAAGGCUAGUACAGAUGAACAGGCCCAGGCAAGCGACAUAGGUUUGCCAGCGGGCCUCCUUGGAGAAGGAAUUGGAGCGGCGCCCAAGAAGCCAGAAGACAUUGUGAAGGAGUUAAUGGAGCAGCAGGAGGAUCGACGUGAACAACAAUUAUUAGUAGAUGAGUAUGAUAAAAUUGAGGAAGCUGAUAGUGACAUUAAUAUUGAUCAAGAGGAUGAGGAAGAUGAAGAUGAGGACGAAGAGGAGGAUGAAGAAUUAGAAGAGGAGAGGAAGAUGGGUUAUAAGAUAGAAUUUCAGAGACAGAGCGCAGGACAGCCUAAUGGGGGAGGAAAUGGGGCACCGGCCUCCUUUCUGGCCGUGGUUCAGUAGUCUUGGUUUCGUAGCUAGCUAGCUAGCCCCUCCUCGACAAAAGUGUACCAUGUACGUAUCUAUGGGUUCAAAAGCAUAAGAGGAUAACCAUGACGUCCGAGUUGAAACCCUCAUAAUUUCUUUCUAACUUCCAUCGCCAUCAUCUUCUUGUACUUGUCGGUACUCAGCAGUAGAAUAGCUUCGUUAAGUUGGGAACUGGGAAAUGUUGGAUGACGCAGUGAUUUUUUCUAAUUUAUUGAUUUGUUGGCGAAUAAACCGUUUCAAAGGUAGAACGGGAAAAAUAUUUGGAUUGAGACAGACAAAUAAGCUUGCCAAGCAGCAGCAACAUCAUCAUCAUCGUCAUCGACGAGAUACACGAGCAUGGGGAGUAAGAGACUCAAAAGCAGAUAGUUUUCAAAGCUGAAGCAGAUGUAUAAGUUCUCGUUUUUCUUUUUCUUUUUUUAAUUUCAAUUAAACUUUGCUUCCUUCCUUUCCAUCCUUGCUUUGUUUGGAUGAAAGAGCUGGAAAAUUGGGUAUCCAGAAAUUCAUUCUUGUUAUUCAAAUUGUAAUAACUCUAGUUACCUAAUUUCUUUUUCUAUAAUGUUUGUCAUGUUGCUGUCA